GUUGUGCACGCUGCCGUAGCUGGAAAUCCAGACGCCAAACGCCUUUACGAUGACCUUUUAUCUAAUUACAACAAACUCGUUAGGCCCGUUGUUAAUACUUCGGAUGUGCUUAGAGUGUGUAUCAAACUAAAACUUAGUCAGCUGAUCGAUGUGAACUUAAAAAACCAAAUUAUGACCACUAAUUUAUGGGUGGAACAGUCAUGGUAUGAUUACAAACUCCGAUGGGAGCCGAAGGAGUACGGAGGGGUCCAAAUGUUGCACGUGCCGUCCGAUCACAUUUGGAGGCCGGACAUUGUACUUUACAACAACGCGGACGGCAAUUUCGAAGUGACCUUAGCCACGAAAGCCACCAUCUAUCACCAAGGGCUGGUAGAAUGGAAGCCGCCUGCUAUUUACAAGAGUUCCUGCGAAAUCGAUGUGGAAUAUUUUCCCUUUGACGAGCAGACUUGCGUGCUAAAAUUUGGUAGUUGGACGUAUGAUGGUUUUAUGGUGGAUCUUAGGCAUAUGGAUGAAAAAGUGGGCAGUAAUACAGUUGACGUAGGAGUAGAUUUGUCAGAGUUCUACAUGAGUGUUGAAUGGGAUAUUUUGGAAGUUCCAGCUGUAAGGAACGAAAAAUUUUACACCUGCUGUGAUGAACCAUAUCUAGACAUAACUUUUAACAUAACGAUGAGGAGAAAAACACUUUUCUACACUGUUAAUAUUAUUAUUCCGUGUAUGGGAAUUUCGUUUUUAACAGUACUUACCUUUUAUCUACCAUCGGAUAGUGGAGAAAAGGUAACAUUAUCAAUAUCUAUUCUCAUUAGUCUACACGUUUUCUUCCUCCUAGUAGUAGAAAUUAUUCCACCGACUUCGUUGGUUGUUCCACUUCUGGGAAAAUAUUUAAUUUUUGCCAUGAUCCUAGUAUCAAUAAGUAUAUGUGUCACUGUGGUGGUUUUAAACGUUCAUUUUCGGUCACCCCAAACCCACAAGAUGUCUCCGUGGGUGAAGAGAGUUUUUAUACAUAUUCUACCUAGACUUUUAGUAAUGAAACGGCCUACAUAUAUUUUCGAAACUAGAAGUAAAUUUUUAUCCAGUCGAUUUGUCUCUAGAAGUAGACAAUACUCAACCUGCCUAUACCCUUAUCGGACGACAGUCCAAUCAGAUGACAGUCCGAAAAGAAGAUACCUAACAAGUAGAACUCCUAGUAAGGAGGAUUUAUCUCCGAGAUUGACCGAUGGAGGUCCUUUCGGAGGAAGCUGCCAAAUUCAUGGUCCUCUCACUGGUGCUUUGCCAUUGACGGACGCAGAAGACGAAAGUGGCCUUAAGAGUCCCGUUCUUCACAAUCCUGCUUACUCACAUAGUAGGUGUCCCCCAGAAAUACACAAAUCUUGUUUCUGCGUGCGAUUCAUAGCAGAACAUACAAAAAUGUUGGAGGAUUCGACAAAGGUAAAAGAAGAUUGGAAAUAUGUAGCGAUGGUCCUGGACCGUCUUUUUCUCUGGAUAUUUACGCUGGCUGUACUUGUAGGUACAGCUGGUAUUAUACUGCAAGCUCCAACUCUUUAUGACGAUAGACAGCCCAUUGAUAAAAAGUUUUCUGAAUUUGCUACAACAACAGUAGUUCGUUGCCCCCCUCCGAUAUGA
Molecule: messenger RNA, 1620 nt
Organism: Diabrotica balteata
Lineage: Eukaryota; Metazoa; Arthropoda; Insecta; Coleoptera; Chrysomelidae
Source: the annotation of a GenBank genome assembly